Polypterus senegalus (gray bichir) is the source of this 2666-nucleotide messenger RNA. RefSeq names its product cytochrome P450 3A40-like. The record is from RefSeq and is a predicted model, not a curated record. Gene Ontology annotation, molecular function: steroid hydroxylase activity; iron ion binding; heme binding. The transcript has 13 exons. Bases 97 to 1665 code for a protein of 522 amino acids. NCBI's taxonomy places the organism in Eukaryota, Metazoa, Chordata, Cladistia, Polypteriformes, Polypteridae.
CGUAGUGUGAAGGAGGGGCAUGUGCACACGACUGUAAAACAAGAAGACGUGAAUGUGAACUCGGGCACUAGAAGGAGGAUUAAGGAUCUGUAGAAAAUGAAUCUUCUUCCCAGCCUGUCAACUGAGACGUGGACGCUCCUUGUAAUCUUAUUCACCCUUCUGGCUUUGUAUAGCAUAUGGCCAUAUAGAUUUUUCAAAAAACUGGGUAUUCCUGGACCUACUCCACUACCAUUCAUUGGAACUUUUCAUCAUUAUAGAAAGGGCUUUUUUAAAUACGACAUAGAUUGUUUCAAAAAAUAUGGAAGAGUGUGGGGGAUUUACGAUGGCAGAGCGCCAGUGUUGGCUGUAACAGACACUGCAAUAAUCAAAACUGUUCUAGUAAAAGAGUGCUAUUCUCUUUUUACAAAUAGGCGGAAUUUUCAGAUUAACGGCCCUCUAAAUGAUGCAAUCACACUUGCAGAAGAUGACCAAUGGAAAAGAAUUCGCAGUGUUCUGUCUCCAUCCUUCACCAGUGGACGACUGAAAGAGAUGUUUCCAAUUGUGAAACAUUAUGGUGAGAACUUGGUGAAGAAUGCAGAGAAAGCAUCAAAAGAGAAUAAGCCUGUGUCAAUGAAAGACUUCUUUGGUGCGUAUAGUUUGGACGUUAUGGCCAGCUGCUCCUUUAGUGUGGACGUUGAUUCUGUCAACAACCCUGAUGAUCCAUUUGUGACCAAUAUAAAAAAGAUGCUUAAAUUCAGUUUCUUUAACCCAUUUCUUCUGCUUAUAAUUUUAUUUCCUUUUGUGAUUCCACUACUGGCAAAACUGAACUUCACCGUGUUUCCCAAAUCAAUCAUGGAAUUUUUCUAUGAAUCUCUUAGAAGAAUUAAAGCCGACAGAAAAAAAGGUGUCCACAAUAAUCGUGUAGACUUUCUUCAGCUUAUGGUUGAUUCUCAAAUGACAGAGACCAACUCUCACUCCGAACAGGAAGUGCAAAAAGGUUUGACAGACCAUGAGAUUUUGACUCAGGCCUUUAUCUUCAUUGCUGGUGGAUAUGACACUACGGGCUCAGGCAUCGCUUUCUUGGCGUUGAACCUGGCUGCCCAUCCAGAGGUAAUGCGGAAGGUUCAGGAAGAAAUAGACCUGGUUCUUCCAAAUAAGGCUCCUGUGACAUAUGAUGCCCUGAUGGAAAUGGAGUACUUAGAAAUGGCAAUCAAUGAGUCCUUGAGAUUGUACCCUCCAGGUGGACGAUUAGAGAGAGUCUGUAAGAAGACCGUAGAGAUAAAUGGAGUGACCAUUCCGAAAGGAACAGUGGUUAUGAUACCAGCCUUUGCUCUACACAGUGAUCCAGAAUAUUGGCCUGAGCCAGACAAGUAUAAACCUGAAAGAUUUAGCAAAGAAAUGAAAGAAACAAUGGACCCCUAUGCAUUCUUGCCAUUUGGAGCAGGUCCUAGAAACUGUGUUGGAAUGAGAUUUGCUAUUAUUCUCGUGAAAAUGGCUGUGGUUCAACUGCUUCAAAAAUUUGACUUUGUUCUUCCAAAAGAGACACAGUACCCACCUGAGCUUAGUAUCCAAGGAUUACUGCAGCCAAAGACUCCAUUGUGGCUCAAAUUUGAGCCACGAGUUUCUAAGACAAAUGAAGAAGAAGAAUGCAUGAAGAGUUCUGGUGAUGCUGAAGUUACAAAGUGAAUGGACGCAGUCAACCCCAGGGGCCAACUUGGCCUAUAUGGGUAUUCCACACAUUAGUGGAAAUUCCACAUAGUAAUUUGACUAGAAGGGCCAGGUUCUUAAAUCCAUACAAAUCACACAUGAGUAACAUCAGAUCUGCUUCAGGGAAAUGCAUUCAAUGGCUCCCACUUAAAUCACAACGCUCACUGCUGCUGCUUUAACGUUGGGAUUUCUACACAGCACUCUUAAUGCUGCACCCUCAAUCACAAAACUCACAGCCUAAAUUGGCCCCUUUCUGUCGUCAGUCUUCCUUCAUCUGCCUCUUGACUAAACAUUUCUCUUUCAAAUUGCUUCUUAAAUGUCCUCCAUUGCUGGCGACAUCACAGACAUUCUGACAGAUACAGAAGCUUUGCUUUUGAUGUCUGCAUGACCUGCUGUGCCAUCACCUAUAACCCCUGAUCUGGACCACAGCAGAACACCCGCCUACACUAUUUAUGCACCAAAGGUCCAGGCAGCAGAGCUCAUCUUCAUUGUACCACACAUUGUGGUUUCUAAAAGUGGUUGGGCCAACUGUACCAUCUGAUCGGCGUUUUUCUGACGCCCUUUAAACUGUACAGAGCAUACUGCCCUAGUGAUGUCUUUGUUUGCUUUUUUAGUGUAAAAAUUAACCCAGUCACAUAGCAUCAAGCAAGGGUACAAUAUUUCAGCCAUUUUGUCUUUAUCAUUCUUUAAGCCUCACUUAAAAAAAUGAUCUGUUUUUAGAUUUAACAGACUUGCCUUUUCAGACAGCUGAUGCCUUUUCUUUAGAAUUCUGUCUUAAACAAUGUAUACGUACAGCUGAAAUGCUUAUUUUAUAAAAGACGACACAAUAGUCUAAUACACUCAAGUAUUUUAUUCAGCGUUUGACACAUUACAUUUAACAUAACCACAGCGCCUAGAAGUUUUAGCCAACUUAGAUUUCUUAUAUUUCUGUUAUUGAUAUUGCAGACUCAAAUAAACACUUUAUAAUGGACUUGCAUAUA